AUGGACCACCCACUUCAAGUGUUGCGCGAAUACGCGCAAGGCCGCCGCACUUUCAAGGAGAUUGUGCAGGGCAACGACACGUACUACAUGUUCGACGGCAUUGUCUACGACAAGAACGCGAAGACGAACCUCACGAUUUAUGGCCGCACCGAUGACUACUACACGCUGGAGUCGCUGUACUUCAUCUGGGAACGUCGCGACAUCUCCCAUCCAGCCUACGUCAAGGAGGCGGCCAGAAGGUCGAUCCGAGCCGUCGGUCGUCCCGAUCGUCGUGAUCUGCUCGAUUACCUGCGCGGUGAUCGUCAAGAAGUGCCUAGCAAUUUCGAUCGUCUCGCCCUGCCCACGCCGUCGAUCCCCGCUUUCAGAUUUAAGGAAUUCGAACCGGAGCACAAGCGCGCUAAGCUCGACCCGAGCGCCGAGACAACAGUGCAAUGGGAGGCCGGCUCGGCCACGUCAGCUGUCGAUGAGUCAAAUCUGCACGAGCUCGACGAUAACUCGACGGCCGACAAGAUCGCUGCGCUGCGAGAGAAGACAGCCAACCAUCAGAAGCGCGCCACGGUCCUCGAUGAUAUGGAUAUCACAACUGACGAGGCCGUCCCCCUGCCGCCUUCUAUUCUUCGGAAACUGGAACGCGUCUGGCACACGCGCAGCAAUUGCAUGGAGAGCAGGAUCAAGAACAAUGAUUUCUCCUGUGUCCUCAAGGUUAUCCAAGGCUUGAAGAUGCGCGAUGAGAGGGCGGCGCGCAACAACAACAAUGUGGACCCGAAUCCACGCACAAAGCCCGGCUACUCCCGUUACAACCAGGAGCAGCAGGACACCGAUGCCCCGAAGAAGCGGACGUGUCGUACGCCGAUCAUCAUCAUCCCACCUUCAACGAACCAGUACUCGAUCAUCUCGAUGUACAACGUCCGCAACGUUCUCCAGGAAUUGAGCUUCGCCACUGAGGACGUGGGCAAGCAGCAGGGCAAACUUGAAAAAGAGGUUUUGAUCCAGCGGAAAAAGGGCGACGAAACAGUCCCCUAUCGCGUCGUCGACGCCCCGCAACGGCUCACCAGCGAGGAAUGGGAUCGGGUUGUCGCCGUUUUUGCGAUGGGUCCCACUUGGCAAUUCAAAGGCUGGCCCCUAUGCAAAGGCGACCCCAACGAGAUGUUUCACCAUGUGCCCGGCUUCCACCUGACCUACGACAACGCGAACGUUCACCCGAAUGUCGCCAAGUUGCCGAUCAAAGUGCUGGCCCUCUCCCCCUACAAACGUCAUCUUGACCGUGCCCGUCUUCAGUGCUUUUGGGAGAUGGUCGACCGCCAUAUCGCCAAAAACAAACCGCACCUCCGUUUC
Mesorhabditis spiculigera is the source of this 1335-nucleotide messenger RNA. NCBI's taxonomy places the organism in Eukaryota, Metazoa, Nematoda, Chromadorea, Rhabditida, Rhabditidae. The record is from the annotation of a GenBank genome assembly.